AUGGUUCACGAAGCGGUGCUCCAGCAUGGCAUUGAGAUCGCACACUCUCCGAUGGUGAUGGAAGCAGUAUCUUUCCUCAAGGUUGGCCCUGCUUUGCAGGCCCUUAGCGAUGCGGGCCACAGCAUGGCGCACUGGGUCGGCGACCACUUGCCGACUGUAGGUCAUCAUGAUCCCGCUUCAGACGCUGCCCCCCGGCUAGCCGUGCCGCAAAAAGAGCAGGCAGAGGAAGCGAUGGGCGCGGCGGCCGCGCCGGCCGCUGUGGUUCCCGAGGAGCACUGGGGCGGAGGCCGCAUGAUCGAGUUCUUCGCUCAGAGCUGUCCUCACUGUCAACACCUGGAGCCCAUCUGGAGCGAAGCAAGCCAGAAGUGGCUCACGGAGCAUCCUGGAAAGGAAGCCGACACAGUGCAUUGGGAGCAGAAAGAGUGCUACGGCGAAGGCUGGGGGGAGGGCCGCGACCACGACGAGUGCAUGCAGGAAGGCGUUCACAGCUUUCCGACGGUGCGAUUCUACAGCAAGUCCGGAAAGAAGUUCGCCGACUUCACGGACGAGCGCACACCUGCGAAUCUCCUCGGGUUCGCUGAGCAGCACGCCACCCCGCACGAAAGACCGGCGCCCCUCGAGGAGACACGGAUGGAGCAGCCGGCGAUUGCGGCCCUUACUCCAGCAGCCCCGGCGGGAGCUGUGGGCACAGCACCGGUGAAGGUCAUCGAAUACGUGGCGAAGAGCUGCCCCCACUGCCAGUCGAUGGAGCCUCUUUGGAAGGACGCCCAGUCGCAGUGGGCAGCGAAGGCCACGAACCCCAAAGUCCAGUGGGAGCAAAAGGAGUGCUUCGCCCAGGGUUGGGUUCCAGGCAAGGACCUCGAGGAGUGCAAGAGGAGCAACAUCGAAGGCUUCCCCACGCUGAAAAUCUUCGGAGGAACUUCCCCAGCUGCGGGGGAGGAGUUCAGCGGUCCGAGGUCCGUUCCCAAUAUCCUCUCCUGGGUUCAGCAGCACACUGGGCAGGCGGCUGCAGACAGCGUGAGCGCAGUGCAGGCCGCCGCCGUCCAGGCCAGUGCCGGGCCGCUAUUUGCCGCCGCGCUGUGUGCGCCGGUGCUGACUGCAGCCCUUCGCAGAGAGGGCAAGGCGCAGUUCCUGUGA
Symbiodinium sp. CCMP2592 is the source of this 1137-nucleotide messenger RNA. The record is from the annotation of a GenBank genome assembly. Lineage: Eukaryota; Dinophyceae; Suessiales; Symbiodiniaceae.